This is a messenger RNA of Perca flavescens (yellow perch), 1974 nucleotides long. RefSeq names its product radical S-adenosyl methionine domain containing 2 (gene rsad2). Gene Ontology annotation, biological process: defense response to virus; positive regulation of immune response. The record is from RefSeq and is a predicted model, not a curated record. Bases 592 to 1638 code for a protein of 348 amino acids. Gene Ontology annotation, molecular function: catalytic activity; 4 iron, 4 sulfur cluster binding. Gene Ontology annotation, cellular component: lipid droplet; mitochondrion; endoplasmic reticulum membrane. NCBI's taxonomy places the organism in Eukaryota, Metazoa, Chordata, Actinopteri, Perciformes, Percidae. The transcript is spliced from 6 exons.
AAAAUGGGUUAAAUUAGUAUUAAUUAAUAUUAAGGAAACAGAGAUGAUUAAGGGUGGGCUUGCAGAGAAAAAAAAAUACCUCUGCAUUGCUCUGAAAACGGCAAACCUUUAUUGACACUAUAAUUAAUAGGCUAUAUGGCUGAAGACGUAUAGCCUACGUGCCAAGGAUGCAAAUCAUUGACAGAACGUCAGCGGGCAACUCAAACAAGCAUUUGACUGCUUUGCUUCUGUUUUAAAUGUCAACAAAAGCAGUGUUAAAAACGGCAUUAUUAUAUUUAAAAAAUCAUAUCACUACUAUCCAUGUAAUGUAUCCUGUAAACUCCCCAUGAAGUUCCUAAUUCUCGUCACUUUUGCAUCUGUAUAAUGAUUAAUAAAUAAUGGACGCAUUAUAAUUUCGCCAGCAGCAUUACAUUUUUAUCACUGCGCAUGAUCUGACCCAGCUGGGUUUCGUUUUUGAUGUUUGUAAACAGAAACUGACGCUCAGCUGAUUGAGUUUCCGUCUCUGUUGGCAAGGAGUGCCCUGCAGCCCUGUAUUUAAGACGCGUCAACAUCCAGUGCGAACACAGAAAGUGUGAUACGGCUGGUUUGAAGAUGCAGUUCUCCUCUGUGGUCGCGUCUCCGAUGCUGCUGCUGCAGCUCUGCAUCAGCACCCUGCACUACAUUUUGGCCAGGGUCUUUUCAACAGUUUGUUACUGGAGAACAACCUCUCCUGUUUCACCUGUUGACAGAAAAGUGGACCAAAGGAAAGUCCGAAAUGCGACGACUCCAACUAGUGUCAACUAUCAUUUUACACGCAAGUGUAAUUACAAAUGUGGAUUUUGCUUCCACACUGCUAAAACAUCCUUCGUCCUGCCUCUAGAGGAAGCCAAGAGGGGCCUGAAACUCCUGAAGGAAUCGGGCAUGGAAAAGAUCAACUUCUCUGGAGGAGAGCCUUUCUUGCACGAUAAAGGAGAGUUUCUGGGAAAAUUAGUCCAGUACUGUAAACAGGACCUCCAGCUCCCGAGUGUCAGCAUCGUCAGCAAUGGAAGCAUGAUCAAAGAAACAUGGUUUCAGAAAUAUGGUGACGAUCUAGACAUCCUGGCUAUCUCCUGUGACAGUUUUGAUGAAGCAACCAACCAGCUGAUUGGCAGAGCUCAGGGCAAGAAGAGCCACGUGGACAACCUGCACAAGAUCAGGAACUGGUGCCAGCAGUACAAAGUGGCUUUUAAAAUCAACUCGGUCAUCAACACCUUCAACAUGGACGAAGACAUGACGGAGAACAUCCUCCAGCUUAACCCAGUCCGCUGGAAGGUGUUUCAGUGUCUGCUGAUUGAUGGGGAAAAUGCAGGAGAGAGCGCCCUGAGAGAGGCAGAGAGGUUCAUCAUCAGUGAGCAGCAGUUUCAGGAGUUUCUGGAUAGACACAGCAGCGUCUCCUGCCUGGUUCCUGAGUCCAAUGAGAAGAUGAGGAAUUCCUACCUGAUCCUGGAUGAAUAUAUGCGUUUUCUGGACUGCCGAGAGGGAAGGAAGGACCCGUCCAAGUCCAUCCUUGAUGUCGGUGUGAAGGAGGCCAUUUGCUUUAGUGGCUUUGAUGAAAAGAUGUUUCUUAAGAGAGGAGGGAAAUAUGUGUGGAGCAAAGCCGACAUGAAGCUGGAGUGGUGAAAACCUGCAACUCAAUUUUGAUUUACCUUUUGCUGAGUGAUUGCACAGAUCAUUUCAUCUUGUUUAAUUACAUAUAUGUGUGUGUCUGUGUGUGUGUGUGUGUGUGUGUGUGUGUGUGUGUGUGUGUGUGUUGUGUGUGUGUGUGUGUUUAUUUACAUGUGUUACUUACAACUUACUGCACUACUUGUAGUUGUUGUAAAACAGUGUUAAAAGAUGUUAAAUUAAAUAUUGAGUUGAUAUAUACUGUAUAUAUAGUUAUAUAUUAUAUAUGUAUAUUGUUUUCUUGCACACUUCUGUGAUCAAAUAUGAUUUACUAAAAUAUUUUUUCAUAAACAA